Messenger RNA from Cavia porcellus (domestic guinea pig), 3417 nucleotides. It is a transcript of the gene Bcap29, whose product is annotated as B cell receptor associated protein 29. Gene Ontology annotation, cellular component: endoplasmic reticulum membrane; endoplasmic reticulum. The transcript has 8 exons. Bases 94 to 819 code for a protein of 241 amino acids. Gene Ontology annotation, biological process: intracellular protein transport; endoplasmic reticulum to Golgi vesicle-mediated transport. Lineage: Eukaryota; Metazoa; Chordata; Mammalia; Rodentia; Caviidae. The record is from RefSeq and is a predicted model, not a curated record.
GGGCGGGGCGGGGCCGGCGGCGUCUGACGUCCGCGCGUCGCCCGCCGCGGAGCAGCGCGGGAGCGGGUGGCUAAGCGGGUGCGAGGACCCAAAAUGACAAUCCAGUGGGUGGCAGUUGCAACCUUUCUGUAUACCGAAAUAGGACUCAUUUUACUCUUCUGUGUACCUUUCAUUCCUCCUCAGAGAUGGCAGAAGAUUUUGUCAUUUAAUUUAUGGGGUAAACUUGCAACACUUUGGAACAAAGCUUUCCUAACAAUUAUAGUCCUCUUGAUUGUUCUGUUUCUAGAUGCUGUCAGAGAAGUAAGGAAAUACUCCUAUGCGCAUUCCCUUGAAAAGGUCUCAAACGCCAAAACUAGCGCCUAUGAACAUACGCAGAUGAAACUUUUCAGAUCGCAAAGAAAUCUUUACAUUUCGGGAUUUUCAUUAUUUUUUUGGCUGGUGUUGAGACGUCUGGUUUCACUUAUUACUCAGCUGGCAAAAGAACUGACAAACAGAACAGUACUUAAAACUCAAGCAGAAAAUACUAAUAAAGCUGCCAGAAAGUUCAUGGAAGAGAAUGAAAAACUAAAGCGGAUCUUGAAAAACCCUAUCCCAGGUGAGGAACACAUUUUGGAAGCAGAAAAUAAAAAACUAGCAGAAGACCAGGAAAAACUGAAAACUGAAUUAAAGAAGACUUCAGAUGCUCUUUUUAAGGCACAGAAUGAUGUGAUGACAAUGAAGAUGCAAUCAGAGAGACUUUCAAAAGAGUAUGAUCGGCUCUUAAAAGAACACUCAGAACUUCAGAAUCGUUUACAGAAAGGCAGUAAGAAAGACCUGUGAACUUUAUGAAGAAGACUGUGAUACACCAUGUCAAGAUAAUAAUAUUUGUUAGAUGGCAUCCACAGAAAAUUUAAAAUUCAUUUUGGAGAAAUGUACUUUGGCCAAUAGUUUCUAUUUUUACUGCUACAUGUAAGGUGUAUAGUAAUAAUACUGUCAACAUAUUUGAUAGUGUUUCAGGUAUAUUAUAAAGUGUAUAUUCCAGCUCUUUAAAAACCUACAAGCAUGUUAAAUACCAUAUUUACAUUUGGUAAUAACAUUGGCAUAUGAUGGUUAUUUACAAAUAAAAGAAAAAAUUCACUAGCUAAUUACUUUCAGAAUUAGAUUUUUAAGUUGCAUGAAACCAUUAAUAGCCUUGAAAGCUUUGAUGCCUUUUCAUUAAUAUAAUUGAAUGAUGAAAAAAAAAAAAAAAGUUGAAAAUCAAAGAAAGGGGCUGGGGAUUUAGCUCAGCGGCAUAAGCACCUGCCUUGCAAGCAGGUGGUCGUGAGUUCGAUCCCCGGUACCGAUAAAGAAGAAAAAAAAAAAAAAACAAGUUGAAAAUAAUUGAAUAAUGAUGCUAAUGUAUUAGAAAAUAGGGCUCAAUAGCAGCAAAAUUGUUUACAGGAACAUUAGAUAAGGAUAAAUAAUAAGUAGCCACUGUGUUUAUAGAAACGACUUAGAGUAAUGAAAACCAUGACCUUUUUUUUUUUUUUUUUGACUGAUGGUACUAUGGUUUGCUAUAAGAAGACACUGUAUUGAUAAUUAUAUUUUUGUUACUAUUGGACUUUUUUAUUGACAUUUAUGUUAGUACCACAUACUUAGUGAGUAUUCUGCCUUUUCAGGUUUCUCCAGCAGUAGAAUUGACAUCUCUUUGCAUAACUGUCCCAGCACUGAACUGAGCUUAUUUUGCGUUGUGGAAUUCUUGACUUAAAAGUUAAUACAUAGGGGCUGGGAUUUAGCUCAGCGGCAUAAGUGCCUGCCUUGCAAGUGUGUGGUCGUGAGUUUGAUCCCUGGUACCAAUGAAAAAGAAAAAGACAAAAAAAAAAAGUUAAUACAUAAUAUAGUCAAAAACACAACGUUUUCUCUAGAUGUGAAAGUUAUAUAGAUAUUACCUCAAGCAUAUGCACACUGGUUUCUCUGAGAUGUUUCUGCAUUCUGAAUAUUAAAUAUUAUUUUUCCAUUCAGUACUCAUUUAGAGAUGAUUAUAAUAAUUUGAUUUUGUUUGUUUCAGUGUUUAAACAUGAAAAUCCACUUCCUUGUCUCAUAAAGCUCUAAAUAUAAAAAAAAGGAAAAAUAAUAACCAGAAUUUUUUCUUUUUACUGUUUGUUAAAUACUACUGGGAGGUGUUGUUUGGGGAUUUGUUUGUUUUGCAAUACUGGGGAUUAAACCCAAAGAGUGCUGAGCUAGCCCUUUUUAUUUUUUGUUUUGAACCAAGGUCUUACUAAGCUACCCGGGUUGGCCUCAGAGUUGCAGUCCACUCUAGUGUCCUGAGUAGCUGGGGCUAUGGAAAUGUGCACCAUGCCCUGCUUCAUCCUCUGAUCUGUAUUACAAUUUUAACUCCAGCUUAAUGUAUCUUUAAAGUUUUAUUGGACAGUGGAUGAAAUGAACAAAUACGUAAUUUUAUUUCAGAUAAAAGUCAAGAGUUACUGCUAGAAAACACACAUAGAGGAGACAUUUAACAAAAGUAAGAAACUGGAGACCAUAUGGGCUGACAGUACCAUAAAUAACCAGAAAAGGGAGUGCUGAAGGAGGAGAGAACUGCACAAACGACAGCUCAAGGCGUAGACUUAGAAAUACCGAAGCGAGAGCUCGAGGGGUAAACAUAAGGGUAGUGAGUAUUGGGGGCCUUGGCCUGCUCUGCAGAAAUCAAGUCUUUUGCCAGAACAACAUACAGAAAAGGAAAAACUGCAGUUUUAGAACUGGCAGAACCAAAAUCUAAUCCUACGUUCACCACUUAUUUAGCCAUCUGAUCUUUAAAGGAAGUUACUCAGAUUUUCCAGGGCUUCAUUUUCAAAUGUAUUAAUUAUUGUUACUCUCAUUAGUAUGUUUUGAAAGUCUGUUUUGUUUUUCUUUUCUUCUCUUUAAAAUAAUUUUUUAAAUGGGAAUAAUAAAGUUAGAAUAGUUAUUAUAAAAACUAAAUAACAGUGAUUCUCAAUGUUGUUCGGACCGUCUAGUUAGGAGAAAGUUGGGGUUCUCUUAGAAGAACAUGAAAAAGCUAAAGUUUACAUUUAGGGGAUCUUAACAGUAUUUACAGCUCUGUAACAGGAUAUCAAAAGUUUGAGCAAUUUUCUCCAGGUAAACUGGAGAGAAGUUAGAUUUCAGGGUCAGGAUUUGAGUCUAGAAUUCAGGUAUGCUGGAUUCCUAGAUAUUACUGUGGUCUUCGUUUACAGACGACCCUUAAUUUGCUAAGCCUAUAAUAUUGCCAGGCAAAGCUAGAGUUUGAACAGACAGUCUGGCUUCAAAGUCUGCACUUUUCCACUGUAAGCAUACUAAUUCACAAGCUGGUUGAUAUUCUUCCUAUUACUUGCCUGACCGGUGAUACUAUCAAACCAUGUUAAGUGAGAAAAUCUGUAUCCAGUGGAUAGACUUACACUAUGCAAUAAAUCAUUUUUUUCAUUGUCA